CAGCGAAGCAAGAAUCUGUUCACACGGCACAGGCUGCUUCAGAGAUUUCUUGUGCCGCUCAUUCAAGAGCAACUGUGAAAAAGAACGGUCUCCUGCCACAAGGGCCCACGCCUACCCCAAGCACUCCCACCCAUCACAUGGGUAGAAUGACUUCCUCCACCAAGGCACAGCUACAUUUUCUACUAUGCCAACUGCUCCACUCGAGGGACUGCAGCCCCAGGAAAGAAUUUCUACGGCUCUGUUGGAUCGCACAAGACGACACGGAGGCGCUGAGCCGGAGAGAAUGCGAACACCUUCAAAGACAGUGCGGCUACAUUGAGUGGCUAAUAAACGUCGACGGCAUGACGCAGCUCAACGAACCACGAGUGUCCACUCCAGAAAGCUGCAGCGAAGACCAAGAAGACCGCGUGUCCACCUGCCCACCGCCAUCUGUCGAAACGUCCGUUCUGGCGUUCGACGCAUCUACCAAGACGGAUACUUCGCUGCCGUUCAACGUGUACCUGGUGCUCUCGCUAAGCCCGAUGCCUUGGAAGUCAGGUCGCACGCCGUCGCCCGUGCAUGCUCCACGAAGGUGUCGCGGCCCUCUCAAACUAGUGAGCGAGAUCGCGCGAUCGACCUCGAGGCACUGGAAUCCGUCUCCGAUGCUCUGGUACUACAUCUGGGACCAGCAGCAACAGCGCAGCAAAGGCACUGGGGCAGCGCUGCGUCCGCGUCGUGUGCAACAGUGGCUGCAAGACCGCGUGAACCGCUGCGAUCUUGCGAGCGUUAUUGCUGGCGUCCAAAUUGUCCGGUAGAACUGUGUCAGUGAACCACGCAGGUUUUGCACUCGGGACGGCCUAGUAAGCUCGCGGACAGACGCCCCACCCUUCAUCUUUGAAACCUACACUAUCUGCUCAACUUUCGGGAUAUGUGCGCUUCAUAAUAAACAACUCAUAGAGCA
This is a messenger RNA of Dermacentor albipictus, 940 nucleotides long. RefSeq lists its product as uncharacterized. NCBI's taxonomy places the organism in Eukaryota, Metazoa, Arthropoda, Arachnida, Ixodida, Ixodidae. The record is from RefSeq and is a predicted model, not a curated record.